AUGAAUCCAGCGAAACCCUCUCAAUCGUCACUAUUUCAGGUGUACCUCCGCCUUCGUCCGCCCAUCUCCCAGCAAGAUGACCAGGCUGAACGAUGCUUAACAGUCGAGUAUCCAGAAUCUCAAAACGUCGCUGAAAAUGGCCACGAGACUCCAGCUCCAGCGGCAACUCAUAUUAUCCUACAACCACCAAGCGAUGCUAGAAAGCGGGCAGUUGAGAAAUUUGGCUUUACCAAGGUUUUUGAAGAGUCGGCUUGUCAGUUAAAUGUGUUCGAGGACACAGGACUCGAUUCAAUUAUACGGGGAGUGUUGCUCGAGGGAAGAGAUGGCUUGGUCGCUACAUUAGGUGUGACAGGAAGUGGAAAGAGCCACACCAUCUUGGGCUCGAAAGCCCAAAGAGGCCUCACCCAAAUGAGUCUCGAUGUGAUUUUCAAAUCGUUAGCCUCGACAAUCAAGCCACCAGACAACUCUAUCAAUCCCCUCCUUUUGUCCUCAGUUGCGUCGUCGGACCAGUCAGAAUCGCAGAUAUUCACGGCACAGACGUUUCUCGAAGCCGUAUAUGGAGAUCAAAGUGCCGACCGUGGCAGGAAUUCUAGAGCACAGACCCCAAUGAGCUCCUCUAGAGCUCAAACUCCUCUGACGGUAUGCUUCCCUCCCCAGAGCCAAUUGUUCAGGUCCUCGGUUUUGCGCCCUCAAGCCCCCUCUCCAAGUCCUUUUUGUGGCUAUAAGGCGGUGUAUAGCCUACGCAAUGGAUAUUCCCCAAUCUUGAGCCGCCUUAGCCCAAUUGUCGCCAUCAAAGCGAGCCCUAGACGAAUGGUCCCUGGCUUUUCCCCUGCACUUCCAUACACUCAGCCUAGCUUUAUUGAGCUGAAUCGCGCUAAACAAUCUCAACACUUAAAGGAGCCGGCGCCUGCCAUUAUUUUCCCCCGUCGUAAUCUGCCCCAGCGACCAAAUGUUCCACCUCGUUCGCCCGAUGUCAGCCAUCUCACGUUGGAACUGAACCCUAACUCUGAAUAUAUCGUACUGGUGUCAAUGUAUGAAGUCUAUAAUGAUCGCAUCUUUGACCUCCUGUCGCCAGCAAUAGUUCCAGGCCAAGGAAGUACCGUGUCGCGAGGGGGAACCAGCCAGAAGGACAGACGAAGACCCCUCCUUUUCAAGUCUACUGAAGGAUCUCCCGACAGGAAGGUCGUCGCGGGCUUACGCAAAAUAGCCUGCAGUACUUAUGAAGAGGCGCUGGCCAUCCUAGAAGUCGGACUUACUGAGCGCAAAGUCACAGGUACUGGCGCAAACAGCGUCAGCUCCCGAAGCCAUGGAUUCUUCUGUCUCGAAGUCAAGAGAAGGAUGCGCAACAAGAGAACGGGAGAAGAAACAUGGAUGGGCAACACACUCACAGUAGCAGAUCUUGCUGGCUCCGAGCGUGCAAGAACCGCCAAAACGGCUGGAUCUACCCUGGCUGAGGCGGGUAAAAUCAACGAAAGUCUGAUGUAUCUCGGUCAAUGCUUACAAAUGCAGAGUGAGAUACAAGAAGGGAAGACUGCUCUGGUUCCAUUCAGACAGUGCAAGCUCACCGAGCUACUCUUCUCAAACUCAUUCCCAUCAUCUAACCAGGCAUCUGGCCCCAACCGUCACCCGCAGAAGGCAAUCAUGGUAGUAACCGCUGAUCCUCUCGGGGACUACAACGCAACUUCGCAGAUCCUGCGCUAUUCGGCUUUGGCACGGGAAGUCACUGUGCCUCGGGCUCCCUCUGCAACAGAGUCUGUCUUUUCUGCUACAGUCGAACCUCGCAAGUCUUCUGCUAGCGGACGCUCUACGCCGAAUAUGGCAACCAGUGAAGAGCUCGACAAAGCAUUAGCCGAAAUCAACAGACUGAGGAAGGAGAAUGAGGCACUUUCCGUGAGAUUAGCAGAAGAAGAGAUCACGAGAGCGGAAUUAGAUAUGAGACUGAAAUCGACAGAAGAAACAUGUCUCAUAAUUGAGCAGGAAGUGCGCGAAGAGUGCUGGGCCGAAAUGGAUGAGAGGAUGGAAGAAGAGAGAAAGAAGUGGCAAAUUGCUCUGGAGGAACAGGCUGGCCAUAACGAUGAACACCUUGAUAAGAAGAUUGAACUACUGUCUCGUGGUUUCCAAGUCCAUACAGAUCCCGAGCCCUCGAGUGAUGAGAGGGUGGAAGAACUGGAGUUUGAAAUUGACCAGCUUCGCAGCAAAGUUACAUCAUUGGAACGUGAACUGAUGUGCCGGUCUCCUACAAAGAAGUCCAAAUCCAAGAAUACGCUCGAGCCGUCUCGCAAUUCCAAUAUUCUUGGUCGCGAAAGUGACAUUGAUAUGGCUCUUCAACGAAUGGAUCAGUUGAAGCUUGCAGACAGCAUGUUCUCUCCUGCUCCACCUGUAAACUCCCCCGGGAAGAGGCUAAGAAAGAUGGCAACCCGCAAAUGGGAUUUCGCCCCCGAGGAAGACAUCUAA
Molecule: messenger RNA, 2454 nt
Organism: Aspergillus bombycis
Lineage: Eukaryota; Fungi; Ascomycota; Eurotiomycetes; Eurotiales; Aspergillaceae
Product: kinesin family protein
Exons: 6
Coding region: 1-2454 (817 amino acids)
Biological process (GO): microtubule-based movement
Cellular component (GO): nucleus; microtubule; kinesin complex
Molecular function (GO): microtubule binding; microtubule motor activity; ATP hydrolysis activity
Source: RefSeq, a predicted model, not a curated record